CUGGGCUGGGCUGCACUGGAGCAGAGCAGCCGUGGCAGGAGGGCACACGGAGCAUGCUGGGCUGAGCCCUGGAGCUGGCGUGGAGCAGCGAGGGAUGGACCUGGAAGGUGUGACUGAUUUCAAAGCCCUCCGAGCAAAAUUUCAGAAUGGCUCCAACUCGACCAACAAGCCGGGGCACAAACAUCCCAUGGAGAUCAACCCCAAACCUGGCUCUGCAGGGAACACCACCUCCAGCCCUCUGCCCCUGCCUAGGAGAGAGGUGAAAGUGUCCAAGCCAGCCCAUCCCACCUCCCAAGCCCCUGUGCUCACCAAGCACAGCCCCUUGGCACAGCCUCGAGGUGACAGGGAGCCCAUGGGACACAACCGAGAGCACACGGGCAGCACCUCGGAGAAAGGGCUCAGUUCUCCCAAGAGCAGCUCAGAAAAGCCUCUGCUCUCCUGUACCACUGACCAGCAAGGAUCAAGCCAAACAACUCCAGAGGACCCUCAGCUCCCAGAUUCUUUCCAGCAUGUCCUCCAGAUCUGGGAAGAGACUUUAUCCCGCAAGGAGGAAAAGAGUCCAAGGGUCCCAACCCAGCGGGCGGCCAGCUCAGCUCCUGCUGCUUCAGGCAGUGCCAGGAUGUCACCCUCUGGAGGCUCCCCUGUCCUGGACUGGCGUGCCCAGAGGAAGGAUGCUCUGCAUGGCAGAGGGAUAGCCCUUCCUCAGGCUCCCAGAGGACACAGGAGCUCUGAUGGAGCAGGUGCUGAGGGUGUGGUGGCAUCUGCGUUCUGCCAGUCGGGUUAUGGUGCACCCAGAGAGCCACCUCAGCUCCAGAAAGAAUUGGAGCCUCCCUUCUGCCAGGCUGGAGCAGGAAAAUGGUCUUACAGCCCUGGGAGCAAGUGGCCAAGGAUUAAACCUCUGCCUUCAGCUGAAUCCCUGGGUCCUGCCCCUGGGAAGCCUCCAAGACCCCCAAAGGUUGAUCUCAGUGCUUUCCAGAGCACCAUGCCUUUGGUCCACAGAGGAAAUGAAACAACUGCUGGAGAAGAGGAUUACCUGACCCCUGAAAGUGCUCAACUUGAAGAGCAGAAUAAUUAUGAAGAAGCCCCGAUGUACCUGAACCAGUCUGGGGACACCACAACCUUGUGUGUCAUUGAAGCCCCUAAGGCAGAGCCUCAAAAACACAAGAAACAGAAGAUUUUUCCCUUUGCCAAAUCCAGUCCAGAAAGAGCUCUAGCAGAGGAUGAAAAAGAGGGAAAACCAAGUCAUGAAAGAGCAAAACUGGAGGAGAACAAAAUGUUCGAGACAGGUGGAAAUGAGUACAUGUCUCCCACCAGCCAGGCCAAGGCAGAUGGCAGAGGUGGGCUGAAGGUUCUGCAAGGGAAGCAGGAUGUGACCAGUCCCCAAAAUGCAACACAUCCAACCCCACCAGGGCUGGCAAAAGACAGAGCAGAGCACUGGCACAGCAUGGGUCUUGGUGCUCCAAAGCCAGAAGGAACAGCCUUGGGCCAAACCCCUGGGCAGCCUCUGCAGGCACCAGAGGACAUCUAUGAUGAUGUUGAGGAGCUGCAGGACAGACUCAGUUCAGAUGCCUCCAGUUCCUUCACUUCAGACAGCAUUUCAGGAAACAGCUACGAGGAAACAUAUGAAGAUGUUGAGAUUGGGGGUGAUAACCCAGGAAAACCAGAAGCAGGAAAACAAAACAGAUUUGGAAACCUGUUUAAGAUAGAAAAGUUGAAGCUGAACAAUUUCAGGCUCAAGGACACCCUAAGACUGGUUUCCAUUUCAGUACCAAAUUUAGCAGCUGUGUCCCAGGAGGACAACGUGUAUGAUGAUGUUGAGGCGGGGCAGAGAGAAACCAGAGGGAAGGAUGACAAGCACAGAGUCCGGAUGCCAAAACUUCGGGUGGCGAAAGAGUACAAGGACAAGAGGAAAAGCGUCGACGACGUGGAAAGAAAUAUCUUCAAAUUCAAGAAAAGCAGUGAAGAAAAGAGCAAGAAGAUGGACAAAGAAGAGAAGCUCUUUAGAGAGACAUUUAUGUACCAGGAGGAGGAGAUCCGCGUCCUCGCCAGGGCCCGCGCCGCGCGCUCGGUGCGCAGCCAGCGCCGCGCCGACCUGCCGCUCACAGCUGGGGAACAGCUGGAUGUCAUCGACACGCACGGCAUGGCCCACGUCACGCAGGGCCACGCCGUCAUCUGCCGCAACGCCCAGGGCAGAUGUGAGUCUGCAGCCCGGCCCUGGGUGACAAACCACCUCCCACACCACGGCACGUCCUUCGCGCUCGGCCACCUUCGGCCCGCGCUGGGAGUUUUCCUAAUUCCCUUCCUCUUUCCUCCUCCCUCAGAUGGGUACGUUCUGGUGGAGCACUUGAACUUCAGACAGACAGUACUAACUGCCCUGAGAGCUGCUCUCCCCUGGAACAUCCCUGAAGGUCUCCUGUGCUUCCUGCAUCUGUGACAGCCCAUGUUGGUCAGCUUGGGGUGAUGAUGGGAAUGUAAAUAAAGCUGGAGUUUUUUACACUG
This is a messenger RNA of Haemorhous mexicanus (house finch), 2499 nucleotides long. RefSeq names its product FYN binding protein 2 (gene FYB2). Lineage: Eukaryota; Metazoa; Chordata; Aves; Passeriformes; Fringillidae. The transcript is spliced from 19 exons. The coding region runs from base 95 to 2434 and encodes 779 amino acids. Gene Ontology annotation, biological process: T cell receptor signaling pathway; protein localization to plasma membrane; integrin-mediated signaling pathway. The record is from RefSeq and is a predicted model, not a curated record. Gene Ontology annotation, molecular function: protein binding. Gene Ontology annotation, cellular component: plasma membrane.